AUGGGAGAUUGGGGGCCAGUUUUUGUGUCUGUGGUGCUCUUCAUUCUCUUGACUCCAGGGUUGCUCAUCCAAAUUCCUGGCAAAACCAAGAUGGUAGAGUUUAGCAACUUUCAGACAAGUGGAUUAUCCAUAUUGGUUCACUCCAUCCUCUACUUUGCACUCGUUUGCAUCUUCUUGUUGGCUAUUGGAAUCCACAUGUACACUGGUUCUUGA
This is a messenger RNA of Abrus precatorius (Indian licorice), 213 nucleotides long. RefSeq lists its product as uncharacterized. NCBI's taxonomy places the organism in Eukaryota, Viridiplantae, Streptophyta, Magnoliopsida, Fabales, Fabaceae. Bases 1 to 213 code for a protein of 70 amino acids. The record is from RefSeq and is a predicted model, not a curated record. The transcript has a single exon.